AUGAAGCUUACAAGCAUCGUCGCCGCCAUCCUCGCUGGAGCGAACGUCGCUGUCAUUGCCAAAAGUUGCAAGCAAGGCGGGGUCUACUGCGGACAAUCUCUGCUGAAGAGAGGAAAUUACCAUGAUCAUAUUGUUGAGACUCUCGAUGCCGAAGGCCAGUCGACCGACGAUGUCCAUAUCCGUAACUCCCUUUUUGACUGUCUCAGCAACGGGGACAUUCGCUACCGCGACUAUUGCUACAAAGGCUGUGGCGGUAUUGACAGCAAAGACGCGGACUAUUGCCUUUGA
Molecule: messenger RNA, 288 nt
Organism: Diaporthe amygdali
Lineage: Eukaryota; Fungi; Ascomycota; Sordariomycetes; Diaporthales; Diaporthaceae
Exons: 2
Coding region: 1-288 (95 amino acids)
Source: RefSeq, a predicted model, not a curated record